Messenger RNA from Pygocentrus nattereri (red-bellied piranha), 1488 nucleotides. RefSeq names its product heat shock transcription factor family member 5. The record is from RefSeq and is a predicted model, not a curated record. NCBI's taxonomy places the organism in Eukaryota, Metazoa, Chordata, Actinopteri, Characiformes, Serrasalmidae. The transcript is spliced from 5 exons. Bases 1 to 1488 code for a protein of 495 amino acids. Gene Ontology annotation, biological process: regulation of DNA-templated transcription. Gene Ontology annotation, molecular function: DNA-binding transcription factor activity; sequence-specific DNA binding.
AUGGAGAUAGACGAAGCUCUUCUCACCCUCCCGAUCAACCCCUACAACUUCCCUGCCAGGUUGUGGUGUUUGGUGAAUAACCCCCAGAUCUGCUCGAUCCGCUGGGACUCCCAUGGGGAAGCAGUCAUCAUUGAUCAACAGCUGUUUGAGGCAGAGCUGCUCUCACCAGGCCGCAGAGCAUUAGGCAAAUCACCAGAGUGUUUCAAAACUACAAACUUCACCAGUUUCAUUCGUCAGCUGAACCUUUACGGCUUCAGGAAACUGAAACCUGGUGAUGGUAUCUUGGAAAAGCAGAUCGAAGGCAAGCCAGUCACGGACAACAUUGUACACAAUUUCCAUAACCCAGACUUCAAGCAGGGCCAUCCUGAGCUGCUGGUCAAUUUAAAAAGACUUACUAGUAUUAACAAGGCCAAGCUAGAGGCUGGUCUAGAGGUGACCUGCCGGCCACCGAGCCGCUUUCAUCGCUUUUUGCUGAAUUCUCCUGAAGGGAACAUAACAGCUGAGAAAAGAGGCUCAGUGUUGGCUAGACAGGUCCAUCAAAGGCAGAUAAGCUCUAGUCCUUACCCAUGUCACUCCAAUGCUUCUCAGCAGCUGAAAGCAUAUGACCGAUCAUCUACACCAUCCAGUGCAUGGAUCAUGGGCCACGACAGUUCCUCUUCAUCGUCAGCUUUCUACACUGACAAGGAUGUUCCGCUCUAUGUGCUUCACCACUUCCCAGCAGACAUGGCAUAUGCUGUUCAGUCCAACCCCACCUCUGUGCAUGUUCCACAGGGCUCCCAGAGCUCCUCAGCUGCUGGGUCCAAAAUUAGUACCUUUAUACAUCCUCCUCCACAGUACCGAUCAGGAUUUUACUCACCAGUGGGUCAGUGCUGCCCCCCUGGCUCCUCGGAUGCAAACAUGGCAUGCUCCCAUCAGCCAGCUGCCUCAUACUCCCAUUAUGGCUAUUACCCGACCUACGCAGCAGGCUACCUUCACUCUAGUGGUCAGAAUCUAGACUGGCUGUCAGGUGACAGCAUGUCCAAAAAGACUGAUGUGAACCUGGACACAGUGUUCAAGAUUGUGGAUGAGCUUCAGGGUUCACCCAAGGUGAUGAACAUGGUGAAAGUUUCUUCUCCAGAAAAGUGUCCUACCACCUUGACACCAGAGAACCAUCUAGUUGGCCUGCCUCUCCACAGCUCCACAGCCUGUACCUCCAAACCAGCAUCUGCCAUAGCUUCAGCUCAAUAUGACUUUCCUAAGGUCUCCAGGCCCAUCCCGGUACAGUCCAGCCCCUCAUUCAGUUCUGCUCCUAGGGGCGGCAUCAUUAUCACUGUGCCAGGGAAUGUAUCAUCAGGCAUUUCCAUUACCAUGGGUUCCCACUCCAGCCGUUCAGAGACGGGGACUGACAAAGGCUUGGAACUAGGAUCCAGCCAAUCAGAGGCAGCGCAAUUGGAACCUUCUCUAAAGGCCCCUGCUGUUGCUGAUCCCUCCAAGGAAGGAGCCAGAUAG